AUGAGUUCGAAUCUAAGGAAUGGAAGUGAGAGUUCCAGCUCGAGUUUGAAUAGCAGUUUUCGUGACACGGAGGAUGAUCAAACCAUUGCAAGAAUAUUAGCAGAAGAGCGAACUCUCAAUACAGGUAGUAGCAGACAGUUUGGGAAGCGACUUUCCCAUUUAGAUUCUAUUCCGCAUACUCCUCGUGUUAAUGGAGAGAUUCCUGAUGUCAAUGACGCCACACUUGAUCAUGAGACGCUAUCAGAAAGGUUGGUUACAUAUGGCCUGUCAGAACUGCAGAUGGAAGGCGAUGGAAAUUGUCAGUUCCGAGCUAUAGCUGAUCAGUUGUUCGGCAAGCCUGAUUACCACAAGUAUGUGAGAAGGCAGGUUAUUAAGCAGCUAAAGCAUCACAAAAAAUUGUAUGAAGCUUACGUGCCAAUGGAGUACAAAAGCUACAUAAAGCAAAUGAAAAAAUCAGGAGAGUGGGGAGAUCAUGUUACUCUUCAAGCAGCUGCAGACCGGUUUGAUGCGAAGAUUUGCUUAGUGACCUCUUUUAGAGACACUUGCUAUAUCGAGAUCCUUCCGACUAACAAAAGGCCCACAAGAGAGCUAUGGCUAAGCUUUUGGAGUGAAGUGCACUAUAACUCAUUGUACACAAAUGGAGAUGUUCCUACUAGACUUCCAAAGAAAAAGUAUUGGCUCUUCUAG
Messenger RNA from Lathyrus sativus (Indian pea), 687 nucleotides. The record is from the annotation of a GenBank genome assembly. Lineage: Eukaryota; Viridiplantae; Streptophyta; Magnoliopsida; Fabales; Fabaceae.